This is a messenger RNA of Amoebophrya sp. A120, 2245 nucleotides long. The record is from the annotation of a GenBank genome assembly. Lineage: Eukaryota; Dinophyceae; Syndiniales; Amoebophryaceae.
UUUUGAGAGAUGUUUUUGAGGAAACGCAAACGAAACACACGGCACCGCUUUCCAUUCUCUCUACCGCGAAAGAAAGAAAAACAACACCAUGCGCAAAACUUUUUCUACUUGUUUGCAAAACGCGCCGCCAGCAGAGCCACUGUACUGGCGAGUCUCGGUCCGACGUGCGGCCAAAGAGACAGGAAUCGGUGGAACGGGUGAUGAUCCUCGAUUGGUGCAAGCGCGACUCAGAUUGCCAAUCUUCGGAACGAGGCAGAGUGUGAUAGCACAGCCCAGUUCUUCUACUACGUGGUGUGCAACGUCAGCAGCAUCGCUACCGGGAAGUAGACAUCGAGGCCCCCUCGAGCACCACGCAGCGUCGUUCUCCACAACAGCCAACAGCGGAGGUGGUCGUGCAAGUUCUUCUACCUCUAAGGAUGAUGAAGACAAACGAAAAACGUCUGAGGACCAAAACAAUGCGAGUGACGGCAAUACCGGGUCGGGCACCUUCCGCGGCCGCUUUUCUUCGGACCCGGAUAAUCCCAAUCAUGAGCAAAGCGGUGGAAGUACGUCUAGCUCCAGUUCCGCCGCUGCGAACAAGAAGUACUCUGGCGAAGUUCCGGAUUCCUUGAAGCAUUUCCCGAGCUUCUGGCACCACCGGCAGAUAAAGCAGUUGGAACAGGAGAUUACGGUGGAAAAGAACAAUCACUCCCCCUCGCCCACUUCCAGCGACCAAAACGUGCCCCACUACCCCGAAGAGAACCUGCCCGACGCCUACAAGCCGCCGCAAGCGCGGACCCCCGGACAGACGCUCUUUCCGGCGGAGAAAGAGGAUAUCGAAAUCCUCUCCGCCUCGAACCGGCUCUACGCCCACCCCCGGUGGUGCGAGAACGCGACGAUCUUGCGGAUUGUGCGGUUAUCGGAUCCGGUGACUUCGCCGGUGUACCGGACAAACAGGAACCUGAACCCCGGGGCCCACGGGACGGCGAAGUACGACCGGUUUGGGUACGGGCUCUUCUUCGCCUGUUGGGCAUUCAGCCUGGGGUUCUGGCAGCUAGAGCGGAUGGAGUACAAGAAAUACCUGGUGGAACUACGGGCGAAGCGCCUCGCGAUGCCCCUGGUCAGGCUGGAAAAGUCGCCGUUUCCCUGGCGGGACGGGAUCGAGGGUAUAAUGUAGAAUAUGUGGAACUUGUUUUCCUUGCGUACUUAUUUCAGUCGCAAUCACAACAAGUUGCAUGCAACAAUCAUACGCAAACUUGUACCUGAUAUCGGCUCUUCAACAAACGCAGGUUGGGAAUACCGCGUAGUCCAGACCCGCGGAGUGUUUGAGCACAAGAAAGAAAUGUGGGUGGGUCCCCGGGCGCAGGGCGAUCCGGCGGGGAACAGCUGUGGCCAGGGGUAUCUGGUGAUUACGCCCUUGGUUCUGGAAGAUGGAUCAACGAUUUUGGUGAACCGCGGCUUCCUCACGACCCAGGUGCUGCGCAACAAGGACCACGAGGUGCCUGGCUUCGUGCAAGUCCGGGGGGUCUUGGAGGAGGGCGAGAUUCCGAACCAGGAGACCAACCUGCUGUACUUGAAAAACGAACCAGGACAGAAAAAAUUCACCUGGCUGAUCGCCGAAGACCUGGCCUACCACAGCUCCGCGGUGAACUACGAGGAAUGUUGCAAGGGGCUCAUAACCGCCUACGAUUGCUACUACGAAGACCGAAAGAAGCACGAGCUGAGGUUCGACAUGCGGCGGAAGGAGGAUUUUCUGUUGUUCAACUUCGAUGAACACACGAAUUUCCAGUACGCAAUCCAGUGGUUCUCCAUCGGCGUAGUGGUUCUCGGAACGUACAUAUCAACUGUAAAAAUGUCUGGGUCUGGAAGAAUGCAAGAUUUGUGAUGCAGGUUUUCCAUGACGCAUGAGGUCUGGAAUGCGAGACCCAGCAUGACAGAUUCUUUGAGGGCUCUAUCAUGCCUUUCCUGCAUGAGAAACUCCCUGUCAACUUGGUCAAAAGCGGACAGCUUUUGGCACUCAUGCUACACAGAUUUUUGCAUCAUUUAGAUUUAGCAUGACAAGUUCUAACCUUCCAGACCCAGACAUUUUUACAUUUGAUAGUACAUCUGCAGGUUGAGAAGCGACUUGCUGUGGAGGUUUUAGGCAGCUCGCGCUGGUGAUUUCCACAAAAAUGCGUAGCCGUAAGAAGUGUAGAAGUAGAAGAUGAAGAGGACAAAUUGAAAUUGCAUAUGCCCUCGAGGUCAUGGCAGUCGCAUGAUUCAGCCC